GUUUCCUGCCACUGUCGCUCCUUCCAGACCCAGGUUCUUCCCUUCUUCAGGCAUUCCAUCAACGCUCUCUCGCUUUCUUCUCCAACGGCGCGACUGCCUUCGCUUUUCUUCUCCUUCCCAGGACUUAGACACUUCUUUUUCUUCUUCCCCAUCUGUCUUUCCUGGUACUUGCUUACCUAGAGGCCAGCACCUUCCCAGGUACGUAGGUAGUCGCCAGAAAGAAAAAAAAACCAUCUGUACUCCCGCUGGGUACCUAACGUCCGUCCUAUUCCUUCCAACUUAUCGUCCCCUACCGGCCGGCCUGCUCGGUUACCUUCCCCUCCUCUUCUCUCCUCCCUCGCCGUGACCUCGCCGCUUUCACCAACCACCUUUCACUGCACCUCACACAAGAGUCUAAGACAUCUCAACCUUCUUCCUUGUGUGCGCUGAGUCUUGUGUCACCAACUCCUCACCCACCACCACUUCGAGUCGCCUGGACGGUGGCCCGCCGACUUUCCUUCCUCCAUCGCCCAGCAUGAGCAACAUGUCGACUCACUCCAACAUGGAGCGCUUAGAGCCCGUCGAAUCGCCCGUUCAGAGAUCGACCAUCGGCCGCAAGUUCCGUGGCAUGUGGAAAGCCGUCGAUCGCUUCGACAAGACAAUCUCGUCGUCUACUUUUGGUCGCAUCUUCCGACUCGAGGGAAGCGGUCACUCCAAAGAGAUACCCGAUUCAUCCUUCUUGCGGGAGAUUCGCGCAGGCGUCACAACCUUUGCGACCAUGGCCUACAUCAUCGCCGUGAAUGCAAUCAUUCUCUCGCAGACGGGCGGCACUUGCGAAUGUGACUUGGAGAACCGAGCCGAAUGCGAUUCCAUUCUCGCCUACAAGGCGUGCAAAGAGAAUGUCCGACUCGAUUUGAUCACCGCAACCGCAGCCAUUGCCGGGCUCUCCAGCUUCGUCUUCGGGUUCUUCACUAACCUGCCAGUGGCGCUCGCUCCCGGCAUGGGCCUCAACGCCUACUUUGCCUUUCAAGUGGUUGGCCCCAACGGCUCGGGUGCCAUCCCGUACCGGGUAGCCCUCACGGCAGUCUUUGUAGAGGGUCUCAUUUUCAUCUUUCUCGCUCUCACCGGAAUGCGUCAGUGGCUCGUCAAGCUCAUCCCCGCAACCAUCAAGACGGCAACCGGAGUCGGUAUUGGUUUCUUCCUGACAGAAAUUGGGCUUUCUUACUCGGCGGGGAUCGGUGCCAUCACAGGAGGCUGGAAGUCUACCCCUCUCGCCAUCGCUGGCUGUCCUGUCGAGAUGAUCGACCCUGAGACCCAAAUGUGCGCUGGUGGCAUCAUGUCAAGCCCAAAGAUGUGGACUGCCAUUUUCGCCGGCGGUGUUGUCACGGCCUACUUGAUGUCGUUCCGAGUCAAAUACGCACUCAUCAUGGGUAUUGCCUUGGUGUCGAUCUUGUCAUGGCCACGUAAUACGUCUAUUACGUACUUUCCCUACAACGAGGAGGGCGACAACCGUUACAACUUCUUCAAGAAAGUCGUUACCUUCCAUCCAAUCGAGCGCACUCUCAACGUCCUGGACUGGGACGUGUCCAAGAACGGAUCGCAAUUCGCACUUGCCCUCUUCACUUUUCUCUAUGUCGACAUUAUUGAUGCCACGGCCACUCUGUACUCGAUGGUCCGCUUCUGCGGUGUUGUUGACCCCAAAGAUGGCGAUUUCCCUCGUUCCACGAUUGCUUAUUGCUGCGAUGCGGCAUGCAUUUCUAUCGGUUCACUGAUGGGAUGCUCUCCUGUGACAGCCUUCAUCGAGAGCGGCGCAGGUAUCGCGGAGGGCGGUCGCACCGGAUUGACGUCUAUGACCACCGGGCUCUGCUUCCUCGUCUCCAUCUUCUUCUCCCCUAUCUUUGCGUCAAUCCCGCCCUGGGCAACCGGCUGCACGCUUGUUCUAGUCGGCUGCAUGAUGAUCCGCCAGAUCACCCAGAUCAACUGGCGAUACAUUGGCGAUGUUCUUCCUUCAUUUGUUGUCAUGACCUUCAUUCCGUUCUCCUAUAGUGUCGCCUACGGCCUCAUUGCGUGCGUUUCCUCCGUCGCAUCAUCUGGACUGCAGCUAACGAACGGCAGAGGCGUCUUCGUGUACACCGUUCUCAACGGUCUUAUUGCCCUGACUGUCUGGCUUUCCGGAGGCAGGCUCGAGCCUCGCGAAUACGACGCUAAGGAGUACUGGUCCUGGAGAGGCUCUGGCAAGAAGCCUUGGUUCGUUCGUGCCGUUCGUACCAGCUGUUUCAGCAACGGUGACCAUGACAGCAAGCGGCAGUUCAACAUGCAGGACGACCACGAGAGCUCUUACGCUCCGGGCUCGCGUAUGGGUUCAUCGGACCACAAGGAGGACGGUGUUCACAUGGUGACGAUUCCACAGCGUGCGGUCACGCCGCGCUCCGUGCACUGAAUGUACUCAACCGGAAGCUGUAUUCUUCAUUAGUAUGUUUGGGAGGGUGAUUUUCUGCGAGGAAUUUCUGUGCCAGAGACACUGGCGAUAUAACUUGAAUCAGCUUGCACUGUUGUAGAUAGCAAUGGAAC
Molecule: messenger RNA, 2550 nt
Organism: Colletotrichum destructivum
Lineage: Eukaryota; Fungi; Ascomycota; Sordariomycetes; Glomerellales; Glomerellaceae
Product: Putative nucleobase cation symporter 2 family
Exons: 7
Coding region: 515-2419 (634 amino acids)
Biological process (GO): adenine transport; guanine transport; transmembrane transport
Cellular component (GO): plasma membrane
Molecular function (GO): purine nucleobase transmembrane transporter activity
Source: RefSeq, a predicted model, not a curated record